UUAAACGCUUACUGUUACACAACAGUAAAUACGUGCUGAUAACAGCAUUCCCUUUAGGUUGAAGCAAUGUCUAAAACCUAGACUUACAAAAAACGUUAACAUUUAUAAUUUCCUUUCUUUACUAUUUUUCCUUAAGGCAAUGAUUAUUUAGUCUUCACACGUGUCACGGCGCGCUGUUGUUCACAAGGACGCGCCCUUAAGUGAAAGUGAAAGAUGGUGUGGACAUACAGUGACGUUUGCCCUCACACGCUCAUACGUGUCGCAUCUGUUUGCUUUGCGCUUUUAAUUCAAAUACAUUCAUGAGGCUUUACCACACGGUUUUCCCUCUGAACUCUCCAGGAGAAGUGGACAUGCAUGGGCUGGUUAUAUUAAUUCUCACGACGGUCGUAUACCAUCACUAUACUGUAAGAGCGAGCGGUGAAUGCCAUCCCCCGGAACUGGGACCCAACACAAUGCCUGUUACUGGCACCACACCCACUGAUUCAAGAAUUCGUAUCAAUUGUACAAAGGGGUUCCUGAGGAAAGCAGGAACAUCCAACCUGUUCCAAUGCAAACCAGACCAAACUGGUGAAGCAAUCUGGCGCAAUGUACCUCCUCUUCAGUGCAUACGUGAUCCCCGAAGUCCCAUGAUGACAACAACACCUGAUCAACAUUUCAUGCCACUCACCUCUGAAAAAACAUUCACUCCAACAAAUCCUGACAGCACCAAUUCCUGGAAAAGUUGGCCAACAACAGCAACAGGGAGUAUAACUUUUUCACCAACGAAUGAAGUUGCCACAACCAAAACAAGAACAACUACCAACCAGCCAAUUUUGAGGAUCACAACAACAGCCAAUGAGAUUGCCUCUUCAACAUCCAGUGCCAGUUCAACCAGAGAAUACAUAACAACAGAUUCAUCACUCCUUGACCAGUCAAGCACUUUCACCACAACAACAGGAGUCAGUGUAUCAGUGAAGACCUCAACUCAUUGUACAGGAAACGGUACACCACUUGAGUCCCCUGACCAUUAUAAAUCAACAGUAGGUGGUGUUACAGGGAUACUUCUCUUGUGUCUGGCAGCAGCAGGAUUUCUUCUCUACUGGAGAUUAAGACAUCGAGAAACAAACUAUAACGGGGUUCCACUAAACCAAAUCAACCAGACUAACUGUACUUCCUACUUCCCUGUAUCAGUCUCAGUCAUUGAAGGCUGUCCAGCUGAAGAAAACAUAGCCGAUGCUGUUAACCUGUGACGUGCACAGAAUGGGGGCAGCAGGGGCAAAAGCCCCUGUCCCUUUCGUUUACAAAUCUAAGCCCAUCAAAGCCCAUUUGGUUGUCCAGAAAAAGGGGAGACAUUUUAAUAAUUAAAUUAAAAUAGUUCAACCAAAAUUUUAAUCUCAUCAUAAUCUCACAAUAUCAGUAAUUCUAUAGGAAAGACACGCAGGCUUGAGUGAAGUUUGAGAUGCCAUUUAUUUGAUAGAUUUAAAAUGGGAGCUGAUGUCUCUCUCUUUGGCGUAAGCCCCGUCCAGCAGUCCGAGGGAUUUGUACCCGGAAUCGUCAUGUCCUGCCGGAGAUAGGAGGCAGGGGCGAGAAGCCUACCCCCCUGCUGGACAGGGCUCAACUGGUGGUGGUGGGGAGGUGGAGGUUGCAGUGUUAGCACACCGAAACAGCAAUGUAAUAGAUUGUGAGCGGACUUAUAAAGCAUUGGCUUACAUCCGAUUGGCUAGGAGUUACCCAGCUAAUGAUGUGAUGAUGUACACCUGCUCGUCUUCCCGCUAGAACUACGCUCCACUUCCAUUUAUGUGUUAUUAUGAGAUUUCUUUGUAAAUAGUAGGCGUAUUAACGAAAAAUAUGUGGAGGAGCCUUUAAGAGCACACAGAUUAGGGGCAGAUUCCAAUCGCAAGUGAUCCUCCCUAUUCCCUUUAAGUGGGUACUCUCUGAAGGAAACAUGGCAUUACUGUAUGAAUGUGCCCGUCGCUAAAAGUCUUCUGGAAGGGCCCUCUGAGAAAAGAUUCUUUUUCUCACUUAUGUUUUGAACAAGCUUUCAAGUGGCACUCCCUCCUACAGGAGUGCCCUUCAAGGAAGCAGAAAAUGCAGUUUUGAAUUCUCCCCGGAACGUUGAAGAGCCAUUACCUCAGAUGAGUAACAGGUCAGAUAAAAAGUCAACACGUUUAUUGUGUUUUAAGUUCAUCAAAACAAUAAUACUCAAUUGCAACUGCAUUUCUGACAAUGCGAAUUCAUUAUAAUGGGAUUAUAAAGGGUCGCUUUGAUUUCAGUGAUAGACAUUCAAUUAGUCUUUUAAAGAAUAUUAACAUAAACUGAAGGAGCUGUCUGGUUCAGCCAAAGCCAGAUUGUUUUGAUGAAACUAAUAAGCCAUUAGACUAAUCACUUUCAGAAAAAUACCAUUACGCUGUCGCAGCUCCCUAUACGCACAUUACGCAGUGUAUGUAGUGCACGAACUCCCUAGGAGGGCACCAUCAUAUACCCUAGGGGGGGCACCAGAAACUCCACCGGCUGCCCUUCCUUGCAUAUUAUAUGCUAUUCAAGGACCCUGUAGCAGUCGAUCGCCUUGCGCUUGCACUUUCUGAUCGAGCCUUUGCACCAUGCACCACGUUACCAGGGUAAUGAAUUGAUUGAUCAUGUUCCUAUUUCAUGAUAAUGUAAUUUUACUUCAAGAUAAUUAAAGAAUACAACGGUUUACUAUGACAUGUGUCAAAAACUUUGGGUUAUCACAGACCAUACAAAUAAACAAGUGUAAUGCCAUGGUGCUUUUUGUGAGAAAUAUAACAGAAUAGGCUAAUAUUUGAAAUAAAGGAACAAUUAUGUACAGUGUAUACAAGAAAACUGUUAAAUACUCAAAAAGCAUGAAAUAAGUAUUUAUAGUUAUUACUCAUUAAAAAAAAAAAAAAAAAAAAUGUUAUCCUUCCAACCCGUCCCUCCUAAGGUCUGUGCACGUCACUGCUGCUAACAAAUCCACAACAGACUCCGCCCGUGACACAAAUAAUACACAUAAAGGCUCCACCCAUGGGGCUGAGACAUCUAACUCCGCCCACAUCAAAUCACCCCAUAAAAUAAACCUUAACUGCACUUCAUCAAUCAAUGUACCUCAUUUCAUACCUUACUCUUUGAACAUAA
Messenger RNA from Xyrauchen texanus (razorback sucker), 3111 nucleotides. It is a transcript of the gene il15ra, whose product is annotated as interleukin 15 receptor subunit alpha. The coding region runs from base 300 to 1229 and encodes 309 amino acids. The transcript has 9 exons. The record is from RefSeq and is a predicted model, not a curated record. Gene Ontology annotation, biological process: interleukin-15-mediated signaling pathway. NCBI's taxonomy places the organism in Eukaryota, Metazoa, Chordata, Actinopteri, Cypriniformes, Catostomidae. Gene Ontology annotation, cellular component: plasma membrane. Gene Ontology annotation, molecular function: interleukin-15 receptor activity.